Messenger RNA from Rhodamnia argentea, 1383 nucleotides. RefSeq names its product probable 2-oxoglutarate-dependent dioxygenase SLC1. NCBI's taxonomy places the organism in Eukaryota, Viridiplantae, Streptophyta, Magnoliopsida, Myrtales, Myrtaceae. The record is from RefSeq and is a predicted model, not a curated record. Bases 86 to 1291 code for a protein of 401 amino acids. The transcript has 3 exons.
AAGACAUUUAACGUAGUUCUUUGCACCACGCGCCUCUGAACUUUCCAUUGCAGAAUCUUAGUCUCAAAACUUUCUUGGAGUGCGUAUGAAAAUGGCUGAUUUUGACUUUAAUCAUCAUGAAUCACAGUCUCGGAGAUAUUGCAGAGCUUCCUGGAUCCCUUCAAUGGGCGCGGUCACAGAUCAGGGACCGACACCGACCGAGACCCAAUUCCAGCACGGCGUGAAGCAUCUCCACGAGAGCGGCCUCCAAAGGCUGCCCACCAAGUACGUACUGCCCCUCCAAGACCGGCCGAAGCCCGAGCCCACCGAGCCAAGCCUGAAGCUCCCCGUCGUCGACCUCGCACAGCUGCGGGGCCCAGCCCGUCAGGGUGUCAUCACCUCCAUCGCCGACGCGUGCAAGAGGUACGGCUUCUUCCAGGUGGUCAACCACGGGGUCACAAGGGGUGCGGCGGAGGGCGUCAUGGACGUGGGGCGAGGGUUCUUCGGGAUGCCCUUCGAGGAGAGGGCCAAGUACAUGUCGGCCGACAUGUCCGGGCCGGUCCGCUGCGGGACGAGCUUCAACCAGCGGAAGGACGAUGUGUUCUGCUGGAGGGAUUUCCUGAAGCUGACGUGCCAGCCCAUGCCGGACGUGCUCACGCACUGGCCUGCUUCCCCAGCUGACCUUAGGAAAGUGGCGGCUACCUACGCGAAAGAGACCCGAGACUUGUUUCUGGUGCUGAUGGAGGCCAUCUUGGAAGGCCUGCAUGCGUCCGACACAGUGGAGACGAAGAAGAAUAUGAAACCAGAGGAAGAAGGAGGAGAAGAAGAUGAUGGCGAUAUCAUGGAGAAGUUAAAAAAUGGAAGCCAACUCAUGGUGGUGAACUAUUUCCCGCCAUGCCCGGAGCCCGACUUGACGCUUGGGUUGCCUCCGCACUCCGACUAUGGCUUCCUCACCCUCCUUCUCCAAGACGAAGUUGAAGGCCUGCAGAUUCAGUUCCAAGAGAACUGGGUCACCGUGGAGCCCAUCGAGAACGGGCUCGUCGUCAACUUGGGCGACCAUUUGGAGAUUUUCAGCAAUGGGAGGUACAAGAGCGUUCUACACAGAGUCCUCGUCAACUCUGAGAGAUCUCGAAUCUCAGUGGCUUCCUUGCACAGCCUUCCUAACGAGUGCAUGGUGAGGCCGUCGCCGAAGCUCAUCGACCGAGCGAACCCGCGGCGGUACAAGGACACCGACUUCGGAAGCUUUCUCGAGUACAUAUCGUCUCGCGAGUCGAAGAAGAAGAAUUUCCUGGAGACCCGGAAGUUGACUUGAUGAUGAAAAGUGUGGAAGAGAAUGCCUAGUAUACAAGUUGGAAGGAAAUUGUGUGCACUUUGACUUUUUAUAGCACCAAUUAUUUGGUAUUG